Messenger RNA from Epinephelus moara (kelp grouper), 2802 nucleotides. RefSeq names its product isocitrate dehydrogenase (NAD(+)) 3 non-catalytic subunit beta (gene idh3b). Gene Ontology annotation, biological process: tricarboxylic acid cycle; isocitrate metabolic process. The record is from RefSeq and is a predicted model, not a curated record. Gene Ontology annotation, molecular function: oxidoreductase activity, acting on the CH-OH group of donors, NAD or NADP as acceptor; magnesium ion binding; NAD binding. Lineage: Eukaryota; Metazoa; Chordata; Actinopteri; Perciformes; Serranidae. The transcript is spliced from 11 exons. Bases 45 to 1217 code for a protein of 390 amino acids. Gene Ontology annotation, cellular component: mitochondrion.
CUUUAGUUACUGCUGCACACCACAGAAGAAGAAGCUGUAGCUGCAUGCCUGUAACGAUGGCGGCCGCCCUGAGAGGAAGCUUAGUAACAUUGGUCAAGGGCCUGAGCAGCCCCCGGUGGCAGCAGCUGGCCUCUCGACCACUGAGUGUGUCCACUGCUCUCUGCAGCUCAGAGGCUCCGCCUGCCCGCGCUGAUGCUGUGUUCAAGGUCACGAUGGUGCCAGGGGAUGGAGUGGGACCUGAGCUGAUGACUGCUGUCAAGGAAGUGUUCAAGGCAGGAGACGUCCCGGUGGAAUUUGAGGAGUUUCACCUGAGCGAGGUUCAGAACAUGGCCAGUGAAGAGAAGCUGGACCAAGUGUUAAACUCUAUGAAGACCAACAAAGUGGCCAUGAAAGGAAAGAUUCACACACCCAUGGAGUUCAAAGGAGAGCUGGCUUCAUAUGAGAUGAGACUAAGGCGUAAACUGGACCUGUUUGCUAAUGUGGUCCAUGUGAACAGCCUGCCAGGCUACAGCACGCGCCACAACAACUUGGACUUGGUCAUCAUCCGCGAACAGACUGAGGGGGAGUACAGCUCCCUGGAGCACGAGAGUGUGUCGGGUGUGAUCGAAUGUUUGAAGAUCAUCACCAGAGAGAAGUCACGGCGCAUCGCCAAGUUCGCUUUCGAUUACGCCACCAAGAAGGGACGAAGCAAGGUCACUGCUGUUCACAAGGCCAACAUAAUGAAACUAGGUGAUGGCCUGUUUCUGCAGAGCUGUGCGGAGGUGGCACAACUGUACCCCAAAAUCAAAUACGAGAACAUAAUCAUUGAUAACUGUUGCAUGCAGCUGGUCCAGAACCCGUACCAGUUUGAUGUGCUGGUGAUGCCCAACCUGUACGGUAACAUUAUUGAUAACCUGGCGGCGGGGCUGGUUGGAGGAGCAGGAGUUGUUCCUGGGGAAAGCUACAGUGCAGAAUAUGCUGUGUUUGAGACUGGUGCACGCCACCCCUUUGCACAGGCUGUAGGAAGGAACAUUGCCAACCCCACAGCCAUGCUGCUCAGUGCUGCUAACAUGCUCAGGCACCUCAACCUGGAGUAUCACUCCCAUAUGGUGUCAGAUGCUGUCAAGAGGGUCAUCAAACAGGGCAAGGUACGGACACGGGACCUUGGCGGUUACUCUACCACCAGCGACUUUGUGCGUGCUGUUGUGGAAAACCUGCGUCACCGACCUGUUUGCUAAGAUGUUUCAUCGCACUCUUCACUGACAUUUCCUUAAAUGUGGACAUUGCUUUUAACAUGAACUGGACGCAUGUUAAGACUGGCGUCCCUUCUCAUUGCUUAAAGACAAUUGAGCCAUUACUUGCAUCAUAAUUUAUGUGGUUUAUACCGCAUUUGCUGAUACAUCCAGUGGACUCAGCGGUGCCUUGUGUUGUACUUUACUCAAAAAUGUGCAGUUCUCUCAUAGAUUUGCAUCAUUCAUCAAUAUUAUCUCGACACCUUCCCUCAUAGUUGCAGUCCAUUUCUUAGCAUCUUUUUGCUUUUGCGGUUUCUACAUGGCUUAUUAAUCUGGGAGAGCUUUUUGUCUGCCCAUUUUCAUGACCCUGUGCUUGUUCCGUCAGCCAUGUUGGCCACACAGACAGUCUCCCUCUGCUUGGGCUGGACGAUACCAAAAAAAUCAUACAUCACAGUAUUUUUUUACCAAAUACCUCGAUAUCGAUAGUGCGACGAUAUUGUAGGGUUGACUAUUGGUACUGUCACAAAAUAUUGACACAAUGAGAUUUUUAAUCAUCAGUAAUGUGGAUAUAUUGACUAAGUGGUUAAAGGCAAAUAGAACAGCUAGAACAGUCUGAACUUAUAACCAUAUCUAAAAUCUAGGACAAUAUCUGGUCCAUAAAGCCACCAGACUGCCUUUAUCAGCAGUUUAUAUCAGCUUAUCUGCUUUUGCCUCAUACUUCACUAACUCACCUCACUUUUAUCUCAUUUUCUGACUGCCUCGUAUUAACUGUGUUAGUAUACAGUACGAUAACAUCAUGAUCCAUCAAUACCCUAUCAUUUGAUUUCUGUUUCCAUUGAUUUACCAUAUGGCCAAGGCAAACCUAUCCUAAUGCAAAAUGCAUGUUUCUUGCAGUGAGAUUAAAAUACUGUUGAUAUUUUAACAUUAACAUCUAAAGAAAACCAAAAAUAUCCAGUUCUUUCAGGCACUACUACACUGACUGUGAAAUAACUUUCAGGUGCUGCAACAAAAUGAGAACUUUUAUAAUAAUUCUACAGUUUCAUAGCCACAGAAAACCUCCCUGUGUGAUGGCCAUAAAGCCAGUCUGAAUCAUACAUUGGUAUAGUGUAGAUUAUUUGAUACAUUUUUAGUCUUUUGACAAAAAAACAAAAUGGGUUCAUUCAUAUUUUUUACAUUUAUACAUCAUCUCCUAGGACUCACAUAAACAGGUUUUGUAUAAGAUGGUGCUGCCUGUUACCACAGAGCUUUUUUCAGGCCAUUGAUGCUGUGAGAAUUUAAAACACUGCUUUUUGUCUUACUGUGCCACAAUUUAAGACUUCACAAUUUGUUCGCUGUUAACCACAAAUAAUGAAAGAUAAAUUAAUAUAUUACUCACUGCACUCAUGUUCUGACCUUUGGGUUUAAUCUAACUUUUCAAACUUUCUGGAGAAUGUGUACCACCAACAGUGUAAACAGUGUCAUGUCCUUUGUGCUCAUCAGAUGUCGUUGUCUUUUUGAUCACAAAUUCUUUAUUGAGAUUUCAUACCUGCAUAUUUAAGCUUGUCAAAAGUGUGAUGUGAUAAUGAAUAAAUAACAUUCUGUUGUCUCUUAA